Messenger RNA from Aspergillus terreus NIH2624, 348 nucleotides. RefSeq lists its product as uncharacterized. The record is from RefSeq and is a predicted model, not a curated record. NCBI's taxonomy places the organism in Eukaryota, Fungi, Ascomycota, Eurotiomycetes, Eurotiales, Aspergillaceae. The transcript has 2 exons. Bases 1 to 348 code for a protein of 115 amino acids.
AUGGCUUUCGACCACGGCAGGGCCCUUGUUGUCCUAAGGUCACUCUCGUCCUGUCAUACGAUCUGUCAAGACGUCAUUGAUACCCGUAACCAGUGUCGAUUUUGGAGCCGCCGCCCCACCGUUCGUUCGUCAGAUAACCUCCAGCUAGCAAUGCGACUCAUCGGAGUAAACAAUCGUGAGUCGCUUGGGGCAGCAAUGCACGGUCAAAAUCUACUAUGCGAUUAUAUCGUGGAGAAGGGUUUCAAUGCCGGGUUCAUUGCGAUGGAUUUGACGAAAGCCGUCCUAGAUCUUGUAGCGACACUGAACUCUGAUAUGUUCAUGGACACAUUGGAUGAUGCCAAGCCUUGA